AUGCAGGCUAUCCGCGACCAAGGAUCUACUACUUCGCCGCGGCGGACAGCAAACUCGUACAAAAUACCGGCGAUUCCCUACCACAACUCAAACCAAGCCACCAAGCUUCUUUCUCCGCCAGGUCAGGCAGUUCGAGCCGGGUUACCAGCCCAGAACGUAGCCGUGCUCGGAAAUCUCCAGUGGAGUCGGCAGGGUAUUUGCUCAGCAGACGGCUGCUGGCCGUCCACAGACCUGGCCGUCUCUGUAUCCGACCAUCUCUACUCCUCUAUACUUACCUGCACUCCCUUUGCCUUCUCGUCCUUGUAUUUAAAUGUUCGGCUCGGCCCGUCGUCUUGGCCUGAUCUCAUCUUCGUUCCCAUACCACCACACCACCUGACAGACUACCAAUCAACUCUGCCUUUCGACUCUCUCUACUUCCUCUUACAAGAAUAUUCGAAAGGUAUUCCCGAAGCCAAGAUGCAGCUGCCUGUUGGACUCGUCUCCCUCGUCUCUCUCUCCAUCGCCCUCGUCGGCGCAACCCCCAUCGAACAGGCGCGGGUCGAAGCGGGGACGACUUGUGGUAGAACCUACUACUCGGCUGAUGCUGUCCGCAAGGCUUCGAAUGCCGCCUGCUCCUACGUCCAGGACGGCGGUCGAGCCGGCAGCUCGAGCUACCCCCAUCGCUAUAACAACUUUGAGGGCUUCUAUUUUCAAGGCGAAGAAGGGCCCUUUUAUGAGUUUCCUCUGAUGAGCUCGGGCAAAAUUUACGGCGGCGGCCGCCCCGGUGCCGAUCGCGUCAUCAUCAACGAAGAUUGCAAACAGGUCGGCCAGAUCACCCACACCGGUGCCAGCGGCAACAACUUUGUGGGCUGCUCGGGAACCGACUAA
Drechmeria coniospora is the source of this 867-nucleotide messenger RNA. RefSeq names its product guanyl-specific ribonuclease F1. The coding region runs from base 1 to 867 and encodes 288 amino acids. The transcript has 3 exons. Gene Ontology annotation, molecular function: RNA binding; RNA nuclease activity. The record is from RefSeq and is a predicted model, not a curated record. Lineage: Eukaryota; Fungi; Ascomycota; Sordariomycetes; Hypocreales; Ophiocordycipitaceae.